AUGGUCCUGGGUUAUUCUUUCCAUCGAUAUCACAUAUUGAGCUCCGUCAAAUCUCGGUUCACCAUUAUCCUACCUUUGUCGAACAACCUCUGCACGUUGAUCAUUCCAGUUUCACUUUGCUCUCACCAACCAGACCUCUAUAUAGCCAACCAAAUCGGCAUCGCGAGCUCGUCCAUCAAGAAGGUUUUACCGAUGCCCGGAAUUGAGAAUGUCUGCUUGCUCCUCCAAGAGUUCCGCACCAACGUGAGAAGGGUGAUUGGUAAGGGUGGUCAGAAACAAAAGUUGACGCACACAGCCCCGAAUGUGCCAGAAAUGAGAAUGCCAGCUGUUUCGCAGCCAACUCAGACCACCUUGGAGUCCACCGAGUCUGUUGCGACCGAGCAGGUGUCUACACAAGCAGUCAUGAGUGAGCCAACUGUUUCUCAGCCAACUCAGACUGUUCUGGAGUACACCCAGACUGUCUCAACCGAGCAGGUGCCCACCGAGACAGCUAUGAAGCGCAUGAGCCCGGCCAUGCAAGAAUUCGCAGAGGUGGUUGCAUGGCUGAAGAGUGAUCUCGCCAACCACACUAGCGCCGUUUUGUUAUUCCGUGCGGCCUCCAGCCAUCUUACAUCUCCUAUUUGA
Messenger RNA from Penicillium roqueforti, 624 nucleotides. RefSeq lists its product as uncharacterized. The record is from RefSeq and is a predicted model, not a curated record. Bases 1 to 624 code for a protein of 207 amino acids. The transcript has 5 exons. Lineage: Eukaryota; Fungi; Ascomycota; Eurotiomycetes; Eurotiales; Aspergillaceae.